Messenger RNA from Branchiostoma belcheri (Belcher's lancelet), 1518 nucleotides. RefSeq names its product integumentary mucin C.1-like. The record is from RefSeq and is a predicted model, not a curated record. Gene Ontology annotation, molecular function: chitin binding. The transcript is spliced from 5 exons. NCBI's taxonomy places the organism in Eukaryota, Metazoa, Chordata, Leptocardii, Amphioxiformes, Branchiostomatidae. The coding region runs from base 95 to 1273 and encodes 392 amino acids. Gene Ontology annotation, cellular component: extracellular region.
UGGUGUGCCAGUACAAGCCAGAGGAGCGCCACCUGAGUGACAGACCGUUUUACUGAGGGAAGUCCAGCACUUGCUCCAAUAACUUGCUGCGAAGAUGUAUACUAUUACUACUUUAGCCUUUCUUGGUUUUCUUGUCGGGAGUUCGUUGGCGAUGCCUGUUCCGGAGCCUACUCUGACCGCCGAAUUGGACGUACAAAGCACAGUGUACAUGGUGACAGAAGAUGCAACGGACGAUGCUGUAGACGAUACAACGGCGUCCGCAUCUCUAGCUACAGAGGCUGGAACAACGUCCACACCUCAGGCCACGGAAGCUGCUGUAGAAAGUACAACAACGUUCACACCUCAGGCCACGGAAGCUGCUGUAGACGCUACAACAACGUCCACACCUCAGGCCACGGAAGCUGCUGUAGACGCUACAACAACGUCCACACCUCAGGCCACGGAAGCUACUGUAGAGCCUACAACAACGUCUACACCACAGGCCACGGAAGCUGCUGUAGACGCUACAACAACGUCCACACCCCAGGCCACGGAAGCUGUAGAAGCUACAACAACGUCCACACCUCAGGCCACGGAAGCUGCUGUAGACGCUACAACAACGUCCACACCUCAGGCCACAAACGCUGCUGUAGACGCUACAACAACGUCCACACCUCAGGCCACGGAAGCUGCUGUAGAAGCUACAACAACGUCCACACCUCAGGCCACGGAGGCAGCUACAGAAUCUACUAAGGUCCCAGAGACCACCACAUCUAAAGCGUUCAGUUGUGACGGAAAGGAGCCCGACCUGUACUCGGACCCCGACGACUGCACGAAGUAUUACGAGUGUGUCCGCGGGUUUGCCGACCCCUUCCACCGGUCGUGUGCGCCGGGCGGUCCCGUGUUCGACCCCGAGAAAAAGUACUGUGACUGGCCCGAAAACGUCGCCCUUCCUUGCGGGGUCUUAGCCGAUACUCAGGACAAUGCCGAGGAAGAUGCUGCGAGGACCUCCACAGCUCAGACCACGGAAGCUGCCAUAGAAGCUUCAACAACGUCCACGGUAGAAGAUGCUGCGAGCGCAUUCACCUGCGAUGGUAAGGCGCCCGGAGUCCACCCUGACCCUGAGGACUGUGGGAAGUUUUACCAGUGCGUGACCGGACAUCCCGAGCCCUACCGACGCGACUGCCCGGCGGGGGGUCUGGUGUUUGACGUUGAACUCCAAGUCUGCAACUGGCCGUGGACGGUGCCUGCGCCUUGUGGGACGUUGCCUGAGGAAUUUCGAAACCGCCACUGAUGCCACGGAGCGAAAAUCACAUCGCACGUUCAUGCCGCUAUUAAUGCUAAGAUCGGUAUACGUAGAAUAAUCCCGAUCAAAUUGCACGGUAUUUGUAAAAUUCUUGUUAAUAAAGAGACAUGCUACUGCUGCUUGUAAAGUACGAUAGUGUAAAUACGUACUACUAAGUUAUUGCAUUAGAUGCAAUGUUUUUAUACACUCUUUGAUGGAAAUAAGAUAAAGAUCUGAAUGGAUUAAAGAAAGGC